Cimex lectularius (bed bug) is the source of this 1404-nucleotide messenger RNA. Its product is annotated as syntaxin-1A-like. The record is from RefSeq and is a predicted model, not a curated record. The transcript is spliced from 9 exons. Lineage: Eukaryota; Metazoa; Arthropoda; Insecta; Hemiptera; Cimicidae. Gene Ontology annotation, cellular component: plasma membrane; endomembrane system; SNARE complex. Gene Ontology annotation, biological process: vesicle fusion; intracellular protein transport; exocytosis. The coding region runs from base 142 to 1071 and encodes 309 amino acids. Gene Ontology annotation, molecular function: SNARE binding; SNAP receptor activity.
CUGGUCCUCUUUAUCUUUGUGGCCAGUCGGCCACCAAACUCUGGCAUUUAACUUUCGACGAUUUGUCCUCCUCAGACAGGACGCGCUUUUCUUGUGAAUGUGUUCGGUUGUCAAAAACAGCCAGAGGAAGAUGCAAUCGCUAUGACCAAAGAUAGGAUUAACGCCCUUCAAUCUAUUUUACAACAAAGAGCUGAACGAGGGGAAGAUGACGAAAUCGGAGAGGGAGUUGAAAAUAUCGCUCUUCAGAUCGAAGAUGAAAACGCCGGUUACAUGGAACACUUUUUUAAAGAGAUGGAACAAACACGAGGAUGGAUAGACGAAAUAAAUGAUCACAUCACGAUAAUCAAGACUCUACACUCUUCUCUACUUUCUUCACCACGCCCUGACGAAGGUAUAAAACAAGAAAUAGAAUCAAGGACAGCACAGGUGAAACAACUUGGUAAAAAAGUUAGCGUUAAUCUUAAAGCUCUUGAGAAAGGUAUUCGCCAGGAAGAAGAAGAAAUAGAGACAAACGGCAGGAUGCCCGCCGGCUUGAGGAUCCGUCGUACCCAGCAUUCGGCAACGUUACACCUUUUUAUGGAAGCUAUGUGUGUUUUUAAUUCUGAACAAGUCGACUACAGAGAAAAAUGUACAGAAAGAAUUCAUCGAGUUAUAUCGAUAGCCAAAGCUGUCGUCCCAGAGGAAAAAAUCGAAGAGUUACUCGAUCAAGGGAACUAUGGCCCAAUUUUUAAUGGAGAUAUAAUCACAGAGACGAAGGAAGCUAGAAAAGCACUAGAAGAUGUUCAAGCACGGCAUCAAGAACUUCUUAGUCUUGAAAAAUCAAUCCAGGAUUUGAGAGAUCUCUUUUUGGAAAUGGCUCUGCUUGUUGACCAGCAGGGUGACUUGAUUAACCACAUUGAAAACCAUGUUUUACAAGCUGUGGAUCAUGUUGAGCUUGCCCAACAGGAGACGAAAAAAGCAAUAAAAAUGAAGCGAAAAGCAAAUAAGAAAUUGAUCAUUAUUAUAAUAAUUCUUGCAUUGAUUUUACUUGCUGUGAUAAUUACGUUGGUGAGUUGGCCUAAGUCUGCAUGACAGGGAGCAAGAAUGGCCACAACUGUGAAAAAAUCUUUAUUGAAAGUUUCAUCAGAUCAUAGUUUUAUUGAUCAAACGUGUUGUGAUUAUACCAGAGUGGUGCACUAGUCAUUACAUUUACCGUGGAGAAAAAAGUUAGCAAUAUAAUUUAAAUAAUUAAAUUAUUUUGCUUUGUAAAUUCAUUAAAUACGAAUUUUAAACAUUUGUACAUACAUUGUGUCACAAUAAAAUUUUUAAUAAAAGACAGUUUCUAUUGUGUGGUAAAAUUUAAUAAACCACAUUGUAAAACAUGUAUUCUUUCUUCAAUAUAGAAUUGUAGAAAAACUUUGUCAC